AUGUGUGACGUGUCCAUUAUUAUACCUGUUUUCAAUGGUGAAAAAUGGAUCAACAAUUGUAUGAAAUCAAUAGCCUCGCAAACCAUCCUUGAUAAAGAAAUUAAACUGGAAAUUGUUGUUUACGAUGAUGGCAGUACCGAUGAAAGCAAACAGAUACUUGAGAAAUGGGCUCAAUAUUUUACAGAAAAAGGCGUUUAUUUCAUCAUAACUGGUGCGAAAACUACAAGAGGGGUUGGUGCUGCUAAAAAUGGUGCCAUCAGUAUGAGUUCUGGGAGCUUCUUGUGCUUUCAAGAUAUUGAUGACGUGAUGCAACCAGAAAGAAUCAUGCAACAAUGGCAAUAUGCUGUAAAUCAUCAUGAUACUUUAGUAGGGAGCAGAAUCUCACGAAUGCCACCCAAUUCUACACCACGCUAUGUUAGUUGGGCUAACAAUAUGACUCCAAGUCAGUUGAUGUUACAAAUUUAUACUUCUAAUGGAUCAACUUUACUAAUGCCGACUUGGUUUUGUCAUAGAUCUGUUUAUGAUAAAGUGGGUGGGUUUGAUGAAAAUGGUGCUGGUACUCCAGAAGAUCUGAUAUUUUUUCAUAAUCAUGUUGCUUUAGGAGGAAAAUUAUAUAGAAUAGAUAAAAAAUUAGUUGAAUAUACAUAUCAUGAAAAUGCAGCUUCAUUAUCUGUUACCAAGGAGUGUAUUUGGAAUAUACAAUUAAACAGGUUACAGAAAAACAUACUACAGUAUUGGGGCAACUUUACCAUUUGGAACGCUGGAAAAUCAGGUAGAAAACUAGUGCGAGCCUUAAAUUCAGAAAACUUAAAAAAAGUAAUUGCCUUUUGUGAUGUUGAUAAAAAGAAGAUAGGACGUAUCAUCGAAUUAUAUUGUACUAACAAAAGAAAAGUGAUAAAAAGAGUGCCAGUAAUUCAUUUCCUUGAAGCGAAGAGUCCUCUUAUUAUUUGUGUUAAACUAGACCUUACAAAUGGCCAGUUUGAAAGUAAUUUAGCAUCCAUGAAUCUCUGUGAAGGGAAAGAUUAUAUUUUAUUCUGUUAA
Chilo suppressalis (striped riceborer) is the source of this 1041-nucleotide messenger RNA. Lineage: Eukaryota; Metazoa; Arthropoda; Insecta; Lepidoptera; Crambidae. The record is from the annotation of a GenBank genome assembly.